Molecule: messenger RNA, 480 nt
Organism: Drosophila subobscura
Lineage: Eukaryota; Metazoa; Arthropoda; Insecta; Diptera; Drosophilidae
Product: ribonuclease kappa
Exons: 1
Coding region: 57-365 (102 amino acids)
Molecular function (GO): RNA endonuclease activity
Source: RefSeq, a predicted model, not a curated record
GAUUUCACUGUCAAAGCUGUAACUGAAAUUCGUAAAUUUCAACUCGAGACGGGAAAAUGGCUUGUGGCCCAAAGUGCUCCUUCUUCUGCCUGUUCAUCAGCGUGUGGGGAGUGAUUCAGCUGACGCUAAUGGGGAUAUUCUUCUUAACGCACUCGCUGACGCUGGUCGACGAUCUGCCCCUGACGCUGCUGUCCCACAGUCUGGAGAGAUUCAAAUCCGAUGCCGAUGCGGCCUAUUUCACUGUGGCCAUCCGCUGCUUUGCCACGGCUUUCCUGUACCUCUGCUUUGGGAUGCUCUCAAUCUACUGCAUUUGCCGGAACAAGGCCAAGGAGCGGAGUGCCUUAAAGUCGUCUCUCAAGCAUUGAAUAAAUUAUAUUUGAUAUUGUUUCUCUAUAAUUGGCCAUCUGGCAGUGCACCCAUCCACCCACACACUCUCCCACUGAGUGGGAGUCCUCCCACCCACUUGUUAAACCAGAAUCA